UAUUCUGAACAGACCUAGAGUGGGCAAGCAACUGGCCGGGAAGUGGCAGAGCCCCGGCGGAGUUAGGACCCAGAUCCUCCGUACGUCUAGAGUCUACGUCACCAGGACUCCGCCCCAGGGUCGGCGUCGGAGCUGAGACCCCGCAGGUUCCAAACUCUCCCCGCGCCCCCUGCUGCGCACACUCAGUCCGACCCUGCCCGCGCACCGCCCACCCAGGUCCUCGGGCGCCAGUGAGUGUGCUCACAGGGGAAACUGAGGCAGGGAGUGUGCUUGUGAGUCUGUCCCCUCCUCGGUCCACAUCCCAGGGCCCACAAAGCUGCCCCCCCUCCUUCAACCCGCAUGGGACACCAAGGAAGAACGGGAGGAAGGGGAGGGGGCCCACAGCAAGCAGGGUAUAAGGAGUCGGCCGGUCCUGCCACACUCAAGAUGGCGGCGCGACAGCGGCGAGGCCCCUCAAAGGCGGUACCAGCGCAUGCGCAGCGCGGAGUCCCGGCCCGGGACACAAGAUGGCGGCAGCGGCGCUGGGGAGGGCGAGGCGGAGGCGGCAAAACGGGCGGUCGAGCAGAACGUGUAGCCGCGUCCCCUCGAGUCCGCUGCGGGCAGUUGCUGCCACGAGGAAUCCCCUGGGACCCCGUCCACUCCACUGCUGAGCAACCACCUGCCUAUUGAGCUUUCCUGCAGCCCUGCCCACUGCUUCUGUGGGACCCUGUGACGUGGGGGUCUGUCUGGCGGGAGAAGAAAAUCCUCUCAUGCUAGCGUUGCAGACCCCAGAGGGUGAGAAAAAGAGGGACCUCGUUCAGCCUUGAGACCUGUGGGCUCAGCCCCAGGGCACCGGGAAUUCCUCCUCCCCAGAGAACCAAGGCAGCUCCCCUUGGUCCGGUGUGGGUGCUGAGAUGGCCAAUGAGAAUCACGGCAGUCCCCGGGAGGAGGCGUCCCUGCUGAGUCACUCCCCGGGGACCUCCAAUCAGAGCCAGCCCUGUUCUCCAAAGCCCAUCCGCCUGGUGCAGGACCUCCCAGAGGAGCUGGUGCACGCAGGCUGGGAGAAGUGCUGGAGCAGGAGGGAGAACCGUCCCUACUACUUCAACCGAUUCACCAACCAGUCCCUGUGGGAGAUGCCCGUGCUGGGCCAGCAUGACGUAAUUUCGGACCCUUUGGGGCUGAAUGCGACCCCCCUGCCCCAAGAUUCAAGCUUGGUGGAAACCCCCCCGGCUGAGAACAAGGCCCGAAAGCAGCAGCUCUCAGACGAGCAGCCCAGCGGCAAUGGCGUGAAGAAGCCCAAGAUUGAAAUUCCCAUGACACCCACAGGACCGUCAGUGCCCAGCUCCCCCAGUGUCCCAGGAACCCCAACACUGAAGAUUUGGGGGACAUCCCCUGAAGAUAAACAGCAGGCGGCUCUCCUCCGACCCACUGAGGUCUACUGGGAUCUGGACAUUCAGACCAACGCCGUCAUCAAGCACCGCGGGCCUUCAGAGGUGCUGCCUCCACAUCCCGAGGUGGAGCUGCUCCGUUCCCAGCUCAUCCUGAAGCUCCGGCAGCAUUACCGGGAGCUGUGCCAGCAGCGAGAGGGCAUUGAGCCCCCUCGGGAAUCCUUCAACCGCUGGAUGCUGGAGCGCAAGGUCGUGGACAAAGGUUCUGAUCCCCUGUUGCCAAGCAACUGCGAACCAGUUGUGUCACCUUCCAUGUUUCGAGAAAUCAUGAAUGACAUUCCCAUCAGGUUAUCCCGAAUCAAGUUCCGGGAGGAAGCCAAGCGCCUGCUCUUCAAAUACGCGGAGGCUGCCAGGCGGCUCAUUGAGUCUAGGAGUGCAUCCCCUGACAGCAGGAAGGUGGUCAAGUGGAACGUGGAGGACACCUUCAGCUGGCUGCGGAAGGACCACUCUGCCUCCAAGGAGGACUACAUGGAUCGCCUGGAGCAUCUACGGAGGCAGUGUGGCCCCCAUGUCUCGGCCGCAGCCAAGGACUCGGUGGAAGGCAUCUGCAGUAAGAUCUACCACAUCUCCCUGGAGUACGUCAAACGGAUCCGAGAGAAGCACCUUGCCAUCCUCAAGGAAAACAACAUCCCAGAGGAGGUGGAGGCCCCCGAGGUGGAGCCCCGCCUGGUGUACUGCUACCCAGUGCGGCUGGCCGUGUCUGCGCCUCCCAUGCCCAGCGUGGAGAUGCAUAUGGAGAACAACGUGGUCUGCAUCCGGUACAAGGGCGAGAUGGUCAAGGUCAGCCGCAACUACUUCAGCAAGCUGUGGCUCCUUUACCGCUACAGCUGCAUUGAUGAUUCUGCCUUUGAGAGGUUCCUGCCCCGAGUCUGGUGUCUUCUCCGACGGUACCAGAUGAUGUUCGGCGUGGGCCUCUACGAGGGGACAGGCCUGCAGGGAUCGCUGCCUGUGCACGUCUUCGAGGCCCUUCACCGACUUUUCGGCGUCAGCUUCGAGUGCUUCGCCUCGCCCCUCAACUGCUACUUCCGCCAGUACUGCUCUGCCUUCCCCGACACAGAUGGCUACUUUGGCUCCCGCGGGCCCUGCCUGGACUUCUCCCCGCUGAGUGGUUCCUUCGAGGCCAACCCUCCGUUCUGCGAGGAGCUCAUGGAUGCCAUGGUAUCUCACUUCGAGAAACUGCUUGAGAGCUCGCCAGAGCCCCUGUCCUUCAUCGUGUUCAUCCCUGAGUGGCGGGAACCCCCGACACCGGCGCUCACCCGCAUGGAGCAGAGCCGCUUCAAGCGCCACCAGCUGGUCCUGCCUGCCUUCGAGCAUGAGUACCGCAGUGGCUCCCAGCACAUCUGCAAGAAGGAGGAAAUGCACUACAAGGCCGUGCACAACACAGCCGUGCUCUUCCUACAGAACGAGCCCGGCUUUGCCAAGUGGGGGCCGACGCCUGAGCGGCUGCAGGAGCUGAACACAGCCUACCGGCAGUCAGGCCGCAGCCAUGGCUCCGGCGGCUCAUCGUCCUCCUCGGAGGCCAAGGACCGGGACUCAGGCCGCGAGCAGGGCCCCAGCCGCGAGCCUCACCCUACUUAACACAUCCUGCGGGGAGGAGGAGCCCCAGAGUGCUGGUAUGGACUGCUGGGACUCAGGCCUCUCGGGGCUGAGCGGACCCUAGGACUCUCCCUCUGGGGGGCAGCAGGACUCAGGCUGCCAAUGACAUAGGAAGAUUAUGGCUCUGCCAGGGCUCCCCCUCCCUGCCCCAACCUCCCACCUUCCCAUCUCAGACUCACUCCAAGGCCCUUGUAAAUAGGCCCUAUGCCUUCCCUCCCUUUCCCCACCCCCAUCCUGUUGCCACCUUGUUUCAUUUGUAAAAGGAAAUACAGAACCCCCCCCCCAAAA
This is a messenger RNA of Vicugna pacos (alpaca), 3311 nucleotides long. RefSeq names its product phosphorylated CTD interacting factor 1 (gene PCIF1). Gene Ontology annotation, molecular function: mRNA (2'-O-methyladenosine-N6-)-methyltransferase activity; RNA polymerase II C-terminal domain binding. NCBI's taxonomy places the organism in Eukaryota, Metazoa, Chordata, Mammalia, Artiodactyla, Camelidae. The record is from RefSeq and is a predicted model, not a curated record. Gene Ontology annotation, cellular component: nucleus.